Messenger RNA from Beta vulgaris subsp. vulgaris (sugar beet), 2603 nucleotides. RefSeq names its product probable protein phosphatase 2C 60. Gene Ontology annotation, molecular function: cation binding; protein serine/threonine phosphatase activity. The record is from RefSeq and is a predicted model, not a curated record. Bases 760 to 1932 code for a protein of 390 amino acids. NCBI's taxonomy places the organism in Eukaryota, Viridiplantae, Streptophyta, Magnoliopsida, Caryophyllales, Amaranthaceae. Gene Ontology annotation, biological process: protein dephosphorylation. The transcript is spliced from 5 exons.
UUUGCUGGCUUGAAGGUCUCCAUUGUUGGUUUUUAAUGGGGUCUGUCUGCUAAGAAAGACCCCCCAAUCCUUGCAAAAAAAAAUACCCAAAAACCCAAAAAAAAUUCAAUUCAAUUCACCUCCUUUCUCAAAUGCUGUUAUUUCAUUUUCAUUCUCUUCAUCAGUCUCAUCAUCUUCUUGCACUUACUUAUACCAAACAAAGCUGAAUUAGAGAGAAAAAAGAGGAAAGGUUCAAUCUUUUUGGAAAAAAAAGACAAUCUUUAUGCAAUUUAAUUAAAACCCAUCAUCAAUUUUAUAUCUUUUCUUUACUUUUUGCUUUUGAUUUGAUGGAUCUUCAGAUCUGAAACUCUCUCGCUACCACAAGAAGUGUUUGUUUGUUUCUCUUCUUCUGGAUCUUUACUUAUAAGUGUGGGAGUCCCCAAUUUUAAGGGAAAAAUAUAACUGGGUUUCAGAGCUCAAAUCUUUAUUCCACGUUAUUAAGUCCAAAUUUGUGGCUAAGUCAGACAGGAAUAUGGGUUUCUAAUAUCAUAUGCUUGAUCUGUUAUGCAAUAUUGAUCACUAAUAUAUGUUAGUAUUGGGUGUGUGACAUUUCAUGUUAUUGUAGAGUUGCAGUACUGAUUGAGUGAGUAAUUGUAACAGGAGUGAAGGGGAAAAGUUUUGGUAAAAUAAGUGAGGGUUUGAUUUUGUUGGUCAAAAGUUGUUAAAAGUAUCCCAUAUGAAAUGUGGGGAAUUAGGAGGGUGGUUUGGUUGAGAUGAGGUAUGUUAUCUGGUUUCAUGAAUCUUCUGAGGGCCUGUUUGUGGCCAGUUUCGGAUCCUUCAAUCCACGCGGGUUCGGAUUCGAGUGGUGGACGCCAAGAAGGGCUUCUAUGGUAUAAGGACACUGGACAGCAUGUUAAUGGUGAAUUCUCAAUGGCUGUUGUUCAAGCCAACAGUCUACUUGAGGAUCAAAGUCAACUCGAAUCAGGCAGCUUGAGUUCACUCGAUUCUGGUCCCUAUGGUACCUUUGUUGGCGUCUAUGAUGGGCAUGGUGGCCCGGAGACUUCGCGUUAUGUCAAUGAUCACCUCUUUAAUCAUCUUCGUAGAUUUGCAACAGAACACCAGUGUAUAUCUGCUGAUGUAAUUCGGAAGGCAGUUCAGGCAACAGAAGAAGGAUUUCUGUCUGUUGUUAGUAGGCAAUGGCCUAUGAAACCCCAGAUUGCGGCUGUUGGCUCAUGCUGCUUGCUCGGAGUGAUAUGUAGCGGGACACUUUAUAUUGCUAAUCUUGGUGAUUCACGGGCUGUUUUGGGGAGACUUGUCAAGGCAACAGGAGAGGUUCUUGCUGUCCAGCUCUCGACAGAGCACAAUGCAUGCUUAGAGGCCGUUAGACAGGAGCUGCAGGCGAUGCAUCCUGAUGAUUCACAUAUUGUUGUGUUAAAGCAUAAUGUUUGGCGUGUAAAAGGCCUUAUACAGGUUUCUAGGUCCAUUGGAGAUGUAUAUCUAAAGAAGGCCGAGUACAAUAGAGAACCUCUAUUUGCAAAGUUUCGACUACGUGAACCUUUCAAAAGACCGAUACUGAGUGCAGAUCCAUCCAUUUUAGCUCAUGAGCUGCAGCCACAUGAUCAGUUUGUAAUAUUCGCUUCUGAUGGACUAUGGGAGCACCUUAGCAAUCAAGAAGCUGUCGACAUUGUCCAAAAUAAUCCACGUAAUGGAAGUGCUAGAAAACUAGUAAAAACCGCGCUUCAAGAAGCAGCAAAGAAACGAGAAAUGAGAUAUUCAGAUCUGAAGAAAAUAGACCGAGGGGUUCGCCGUCAUUUCCACGAUGAUAUCACCGUGAUUGUGGUGUUCUUUGACUCAAAUCUCGUGAGUCGUGCUACCAGUGGAUCUAAGGCCCCGCAAGUGUCAGUUAGAGGAGCUGGGGUUGCCCUACGUUCGAAUACUCUAGCACCCUCAUGAGAUAGAUGGCUCACUUAUGUUAUAUGACUUUCAGAAGAUCAGGCACGUUUUUGAAGAAGGGGAAGCAACAAAAGGGAGGUACUAUAACGUGUUUUCAUGAUGUACGCCGUAGCUACUUUUUUAACUUGGAACUGACAGGGUGAUGGUUAUGGUAGUUAAUUUCCUCAUAUUGACUCGUAUCUUUUGUUACGACGAUUAUUCCACUUUUUCCCUUAUCUAUUUGUUAAAUUCUAUUGUUUUACUUACUACUAUUUUGGAAGGGUGCUUUUAGGCCCAUUGUAUAAAAAAGGGAAAGAAAAGGUGCCAUUUUGGCCAUACACUUCAGUCUGGACUUCCCUGAAAAACGUUAAGCUAAGAUGCUAACUUUAAGGGGGCUUGAAUUGUGUGUUUUUCGCUUUCUUUUGAUUUGGGUUUAGAGAUAAUUUUGCCCUCACUUGGGGUUGUAGAUAUGGCUUUAUGAUAUUUUUUUUUGUUCACAUUUAUUGCAUAAACUGCCUCAAUGAUAGUAGGCACUAGGAGUCUAGGACCAUGGCUUUAGGUUGAAGCCUUUGGAUUGUUUUUCCUUAAGAGGAACUUGUAAAAUACGUUGGUAGUCAACUCCUUGAACAAUUGUUGCUUGCUCUUUGAUUACUCUUGUGGUGAUUCUAAGAUUGGAUUCAUAUUAUAUUGUA